Messenger RNA from Pelecanus crispus (Dalmatian pelican), 548 nucleotides. The record is from RefSeq and is a predicted model, not a curated record. NCBI's taxonomy places the organism in Eukaryota, Metazoa, Chordata, Aves, Pelecaniformes, Pelecanidae.
UUCCCCGGAUUUGACGACCUCUACUGCAAGUUCUGCUUUGUCUACGGCCAAGACUGGGUUCCCACAGCGGGCCUGGAGGAGGGCAUCUCCCAGAUCACCUCCAAGAGCAACAUCGCGCCCACCACGCUCGUCUGGAACUUCCCCAUCGACAUUACCUUCAAGAGCACCAACCCGUCUGGCUGGCCGCAGAUUGUAGUGAGCGUCUACGGACCCGACUUUUUUGGAAACGAUGUGGUCAGAGGUUAUGGAGCUGUUCAUGUUCCCUUCACACCCGGAAGGCAUACAAGAACCAUCCCUAUGUUUGUUCCAGAAUCCACAUCUAGGCUGCAGAAGUUUACAAGUUGGUUCACAGGGAGACGUCCAGAAUUUACUGACCCCCGAGUGGUGGCGCAGGGAGAAGGAAGAGAAGUAACGAGGGUGCGAUCUCAAGGCUUUGUGACCAUUUCCUUCAACGUAGUGACCAAAGACAUGAAGAAGUUGGGCUAUGACGUGAGCCCAAGCGACAUGCAGAACCCUUCUCUGGUGCCUGUGACAGAAGGAAUUCAUAG